GUGUAGCUGCACGACCCAGAUUGCCAUGGUUUCGACGAUAGGACGUUGAAAAGGCGUGGAUACUAUAACACUCGCCAUAAAUUAUACUUCCGUUUUCGAUGCCGCGUCUAAUCAAAGUGGUGAAGGCGCCUACCAUGUGAAAGACUAGUGCGAAGGUGACUUAAUGCAUUACGAAGAUUACAUACGAUUGUUUGAACCAGUUUUGUCCACAAAGCAGUCGAAACUCGUUCGAAAUUUGUUUGCCUGUGAUCUGAAACUUCUCCUUGUAGGAUACAAAAGUAGCAUGCUAACAUUUGUGAUGUAACUUUUUUGGAGGUAAGCGAUCGUUUAAACAAAGCUUAUACCAUGCACUGAGUUUACUUUCACUUUCGACUAGUGAAGUUCGGCUGGUGUAAACAUGGCGGUGGAGAAGAGGGGGGUCGGGGUGGAGGUGCUGGGGGUCCCGAACUUGUUGUCUAAUGAUCGGACGAUUGAUAAACUCCUGAUCCACUUUCUGAGACCACGGAACGGAGGUGGGGAGGUGCGGCGGGUCAUCUACCCGACGAGUGUACCCGGGCAAGCCCUGGUCAUAUACGACGAACCAGACGACGCUUCCCGCGUCCUACAAAAGAGCCACCAUGAACUGGAAUUUGGGGACCGAAAAUUUCCUGUGGAGGUGAAACCUGUCGACAGACCCGAGCUUGACCUGCCAGUGGAGGCCACCCUGAACAUAAGCAUGAUCGAUGAUAAGAAGGAUCUGAGUCGACUUAUGAAGAUGCAUGGCCUUAAGAUCAUCAGCAUUCGAGGCAGCCUGGUACGAGUUGAGGGCUCCAUGAUGAUGCUGAGGUCGUUCAAGGCCGAAACCCAGAAGAUGCUGGAAGCACAGACCUACAGCCUGACCCGACCCUCCUCAUCCUCAUCGGGACAAAGUAUGUCGCCCCCUGGUGCCGAUUCCAGGAACUCCACCAAUGGCAGCUCAGCGCAAGCUCAACAAAACCAAUGGAGAUCCUCAGAACCACGAUCCCUUGAUUGCCCUUCCCCUACCCCCUCUUCCUCCAGAUCCUCCUCCUUAUCAGCGAUUGGUCCAGGAGACAGUAGGCAACAAAACCACCGGAGAUCCACAGACCCACGUUCCCUUGAUAGCCCUUCCCCUACCCCCUCUUCCUCCAGAUCCUCCUCCUUAUCAACGAUUGGUCCAGGAGACAGUAGGCAACAAAACCACCGGAGAUCCACAGACCCACGUUCCCUCGAUAGCCCUUCCCCCACCCCCUCUUCCUCCAGAUCCCCCUCCUCCUUACCAGUGAUUGGUCCAGGAGACAGUAGGCACACGCCUCCCAAGAAACCGCCCACUGAGACCUUCAUCUUGUCCUCAGUCGUGUUGGACUACGCCCAGCGCCUCAAGAAGCUCGGCAUGGACGACAUCCUGCAGGGCCAUGGCGUCGAGAUGGAGGCGGUUGCCAUGGAUACCGACGUGAGCGGGGUCUCUGUUACGGGGUGGCGCGCACAAGACGCCGCGGCCGAUCUCCGACGAUUUCUGUCCAAGCUCGAAAGCGAGCUACACACCCGCCAGAUUCACCUGAGCGACCUCAGCCACGAAGUCCAAGUGCGCAUCGGCAAGCGCAUCCAGGAGCUGAAACACAACUACCCGUCGGUGCUCAUCAGACAGAUGGGCGGAGCCGUCCACCUGAUUGGACCGCGGUCGUCAUGUGACGAGCUGAAGGAGAGGGUCAUGCAGCCGAGGCCUACUGAGUGGCAGCCGCUGGAGUAUGGGAGGAGAACGGGGAGGAGCCAGGAGGAGGAAAGGAGUCGGGAGAAGGAAAGGAGUCAGGAAAGAUCGACCACGCCAAAGAGGCGGAGCCAAUCCGUGCCGAGAAAUAGGACGGGGAGAAGAGAUGAGCUAGAGGGCGAGGCUACGGCUAAGCCAGCUCCGCUGCCUUCCCUUGGUGGCGGCCAUUCUUGGCAGAGAGCCAGGGACCAUGGAGACCAAGUAGACCAAGGCGCCGCUCGGACACCAGAGUUCAAAGGUCUAAGGGGAAGGAGCAACUCCCUGACUAGGACCAUCGCUAAGCCAGAAAAGACCACCAACCACGUGAGCCCGGAGAGAACAAAUUCAAAACCCUCAAGGGGUCCAGUUAUAAAGCCCUGCUUAAUGUCUCACUCAACAAUGGUUAAAAAACAAUUUGGUUGGUAAAAUCUUGUCAACUUGUUCUUAGGCAUGAUUGUAUCAUAAUGGUUCAUGUUCCAGUGAUUAAGUAUGUCUUGGUUCUGUAUCCUUCCAUCGGCGGUUUGGUUGUGUUAUUGAUAUUGAAGUAACCUAGCAUGAAUGUGAAGAUAAUCAGUUUGUAAAUUGUACCUAGCUUAAUGUAACUUCAUUUUUGUAUAAUCUACACUUUUCAUUCUACAUUCAGACAUUGUAAGGGUAUGGAUCAAUGCACUGAAUCACCAUAUACUCAUUUAUUCCACACCACCAGAUACAAAUAAUCACUUUUCAUUAAGAGAGGGUCCAAUUAAAAUGCUUUAACAUUCAGCAAAUAACAUAAUUUGCCAUUAAACCUUUAAAAUGACCAAAUCAA
Molecule: messenger RNA, 2552 nt
Organism: Gadus morhua (Atlantic cod)
Lineage: Eukaryota; Metazoa; Chordata; Actinopteri; Gadiformes; Gadidae
Gene: rbm43
Product: RNA binding motif protein 43
Exons: 3
Coding region: 398-2170 (590 amino acids)
Source: RefSeq, a predicted model, not a curated record